CCACUGACGUAAUCCGGUAACUUGAAACUCUUGGAAAAAUGUUGCAACCUCAGUUCCGCUUUCCACAAUAACGAAAAAUAUGGCUCUUGUGAAAGUACUGAUGUUUGUUGCAUUCUUCUCCGUGUUUUACGCAGAAACUAACGGUUGCUUUACAGACAGUGACUGUGAUGGAUCACUAGUGUGUUGCAGUUACAAUUGCUUUGACAGUUGUGUCAACCAAUCGUGUAUUCUUAACUCAAACUGCGGCGGAGACUCAGACAUCUAUUGUUGUAAUGACAUAUGUCGUCGAGAAAGCUGUGUAGGAUACGAUUGUGGUUCGGAUAUAGAUUGUGGUGGUCCCAAUGAAUACUGCUGUUACGGUACCUGUCAGAUAGGAACAUGUUUAGCUGCUUGGGCUAUCGCGUUCAUUGUGAUAGGUGCUCUUUGUUUUGCUGCAAUAAUUAUUGGUAUUGCGUUGUGUUACUGCUGUUCAUAUCGUCACAGAUCUCCUGGCCUGAUUGUCGCUGCUCCAAGAACGGCCGUGGUUGCUGGUUCUAAUGUUAACUAUGGUUCUGUUUACCCUCAAGCAAGUGCCCCACCCCCACCGUACUAUUACCAACCAACACAGACACAGAAGUAAAACGAAAUACUUUUUACUUUCAACUUUUGGCAUUGCACAUUAUACUGAUUACCAAUAUUCAACAAACACCAUGGCCAUGCAUGUAUUAAACAGUUGUAUCAAGAAUAAAGCAAAUUUCUGCGCUUGUUUGAAGAAUAUUUUAUAAUGUAUUUUAUAAGUUAGCCUGUACAGAUUGUAUUAUGCUGCAAUGAAUCUACCCAGGCUAAUGAUAAGUAGAAAAUGAACUUUCACAUGAUAAAAGCGUGCGAAUAUCAAUAGUCAACUUCCGGCAGUUGAUGAAAUUGGAACACUGUUCUGGAACGAUAUAAAAUGGAGUGCGCACGGUGUUCUGGAACAGUGUUGAGUUAAUUCUAUAUGCGUGCAACCAUGCAUUACUAUAUUCACUAGUUAUUCGCAUAAUAAAUCGUAUAAUGACUUGUAUAUCUAAGUAUGCUUUUGCAACGUUUUUACUCGUUGAUUUUGCCCAACCAUAGGCCAUACCGUUCAAUAGCAUAUAAUAAGUAUAUAUCGAUAUAUAGCGGUUAAACAUUCAAAAUAACACUCUAUGCAGUGUGCACACAAAAUCUGUCGCCUUCCAAUUGACCAUUUGCGUAAUAGACUAAAUUCUGAUCUAAACAAGUCUAGAAUUUAUUUCAUCACAGCUUGAAAGCAAAGUUUCGUUGCGAAAUGUUGUAAAAUGCGGAUAAUAUAGCCUUGCGAAGUUUACAAUUUUCAGUCAUUUUAGAUUACAAACGGGAAAUUGACAGCCCCGUUCAAGUCUCCGGUCAAGGGUAUAUUGACAACAAUAUUGCCUAUUGGGCUGUCAAUUUCCCGUUUGUAAUCUAAAAUGACUGAAAAUUGCAAACUUCACAAGGCUAUAUAUAUUAUCUGCAUUUUACAACAUUUCGCAACGAAACUUCGAAAUAUUACUAAUUUUGUGAUGCUCUUUCAAGCUGUGAUGAAAUUGUUGCCCAGGCAUAUCUAGAUCAAAAUUUUGUGAUGCUCUUUCAAGCUUUGUGAUGAAAUUUUUGUCUAGAUCAAAAUUUAGUCUAUUACGCAAGUGGUCAACUGACGUGAAAAUGGGCAGUGUCACGUGUCUGUUCUGGCCGCCCCUACUUGAAAAUCGGGGUAGCUACUAGCUAGUCAAAACAGAUCAGAACACUCAUGUGACUGAUUAGCGAGCUUAAGCAUGCAGGACGGCAACGCGGCAACAAUGGCCAAAACAAAUUCCUUCAAAUAAAUGAUAGUAAAGAAAACUUGUCGUAUAUUAUAAUUCGUAUGAAUUUAAUACAGUAUAAGAAGUUGAAAACAUUGGCUUUAUGUUUGGGAAGAGUUCUACUGAACCGAAUUUUAAGUUGCACUUGUUACGGCUUCAAAUGCAGGCGUUGUAUAAAAGACGUGAAAAUCUGUGAUUUGCCGUUGUAAACAGAACGAUAACUACGUCUGAAACUCCCCCGGGGCUUUAAUUAUUUAUUUCUUUUCAUUGACUCAUUGUAUUGGUUGCCGUCGUCGUCGUGUUGCCGUCCUGCAUGCUUAAGCUCCCUACUGUCUUCUGUUCCAUUCCAUUCCAUUAGUGCUCCGAAAAUUCGGAGUACUCCGAACAGUAAAUGGAGCAGCUUGCUGCAUAUGAUCUAGUGAAGGAUUAGAGUAAAACGGAAUGGAGUAAUGCGGACGGACGGAUGAGAGGGUAAAAUGCAGAUAUGAAGGUUUAUUUUGUCACCCUGCUCGGUUUCCUUUGUUCUUAUCGUCUAGCUACGGCACUGCUAUUUUUAAAAAUGACAUAGUGCCAUUAUUUCUGAAAAAAUUAACCCAUGCCCCUGACGAGUAAAAUCAUCUGGUAUUUAGACAGAGUAAAAAAAUCAAGUAGGGUACAUUGGCCAAGUUGAACAUCUUGCCAGGAUCUUGUAAGAACUUACAGGAUUUGGUAAGAUCUUGUGAAAUCAUGCUAAGAUCUUGUCAAGGAAUUAUCUUGGCAAGAUCUUGCUAUGAUCGUGGCAAGAAUUUCUUAUUUUCUUGCCAAGAUCUUGAUACAUUUUAAAAACAAAUUUAAAGUACA
Messenger RNA from Paramuricea clavata, 2654 nucleotides. The record is from the annotation of a GenBank genome assembly. NCBI's taxonomy places the organism in Eukaryota, Metazoa, Cnidaria, Anthozoa, Malacalcyonacea, Plexauridae.